Amoebophrya sp. A25 is the source of this 241-nucleotide messenger RNA. Lineage: Eukaryota; Dinophyceae; Syndiniales; Amoebophryaceae. The record is from the annotation of a GenBank genome assembly.
AAUCAAUUCGAAACAUGGGGACCGAUGUAUCACCUCUUCAAUCGAGAAAGGACUGUUUUACAUCCACAAGACGAAGACGAAGACUCAAAAGUAAUUCCAGCCCACAAGGUGCUGCACAUGUGGGGUCAAACAGUAGCUCGACGAACGUGGAUCAAGUACUUUCGCAACUGGCGGCGAGCUACAAUUUGCAAUAGGAGGCUGCGUGCCGCAAUCCAGGCGCUGCACAAUGAGAAGAUCGUAG